UGAUGAACUUUCUACAUCGAGUACUCACUUUUCGUCUUGUUAUUUUCUGCAUUAUGAUCAUAUUUCAUAUCAACUGUUAUUCUCUUGAAUGUUUCUAUAAAUAGACUCUAUGCAGCUAAUGAAAUAACACUUCCGAUUGAAUCAGAUGGCUUCCUUACUUCAUGUAUCAGGAUGUUUGUAUGUUCUCAAGAACAUACUGAUCUCUUCUCUUUUGUUUUUUAAUAGUUUAGUCUACCCAAGUCCAGCAAUGAGUUUCCUAGCAUGUACAAAUAAUACUGUUCCCUGCUUGCCAGGGAAACCUGUUACAGAUUAUUUCAAAACCUUGAAGUUUUCAGAUGGCUAUUCUAAUCUUUGGGGUCCUCAGCAUCAACAUGUUUCUCAAGACCAGUCGACUGUGACCCUUCUAUUGGAUAGAUACUCGGGUAGUGGGUUUAAGUCAAAAGAGGCUUACAUGUAUGGUUUUUUCAAUGCUGCUAUAAAACUUCAGGCAGGCUACACUGCAGGAGUGCUUACUUCAUUCUAUCUGUCAAACAAUGAGGUCUACACAGGGAAACACGACGAAGUAGACAUGGAGUUUUUGGGAACAAUACCUGGAGAGCCUUAUAAACUGCAGACCAAUGUGUAUGGAAAUGGUACUGGAGAUGGACCCCAUCUCAUAGGCAGAGAACAGCAGUUUCAUCUCUGGUUCGAUCCAACACAGGAUUUCCAUAACUACAGCAUCCUCUGGACACCUCAUCACAUCCUAUUUUUUGUGGACAGUAUUCCCAUAAGGAGGUUUCCAAAAGUGCCGAGCCUUGGAGGGACAUAUCCAUCGAAGCCAAUGUCUGUGUAUGCAACAAUUUGGGAUGCAUCUUCAUGGGCCACAGAAGGAGGGAAAUACAAGGCCAAUUACAGCUACGAGCCAUUCUUGGGAACUUACACUGACUUCAUGAUCAAUGGAUGUUCUGAAGAAGAUAUGAAGUGUUGGUAUGGGUUUUUGGAUACAUUCAUUCCUUCCAAUCUGAAUGACCCUCUCAGAGAUGCCCUAAAAUUUGUACGCAACAAUUAUAUGACAUAUGAUUACUGUCAUGAUUUUCAGCGAUAUCCCAAGGGCUCCAUGCCUGAAUGCCCACCUGAAGUCAUUAAGAAUCUUGAUGAGUCCUCCAUUCUGCUAUUUGGAGGAACACAAUAUAAUAAUGCAGAAGACCAGUGACCAUGUAGACACCAAGAUGUGUAAAAGGCAGUUUCAGGGCUGGAAUUUGAUGGCCACCUUUGCCUGUCAUAUGAAAUCAUGAUCUAAUUUUUUCAUUUAG
This is a messenger RNA of Cryptomeria japonica (Japanese cedar), 1292 nucleotides long. RefSeq names its product probable xyloglucan endotransglucosylase/hydrolase protein 32. NCBI's taxonomy places the organism in Eukaryota, Viridiplantae, Streptophyta, Pinopsida, Cupressales, Cupressaceae. Gene Ontology annotation, biological process: xyloglucan metabolic process; cell wall biogenesis. The coding region runs from base 146 to 1192 and encodes 348 amino acids. The transcript has 4 exons. The record is from RefSeq and is a predicted model, not a curated record. Gene Ontology annotation, molecular function: xyloglucan:xyloglucosyl transferase activity; hydrolase activity, hydrolyzing O-glycosyl compounds. Gene Ontology annotation, cellular component: cell wall; apoplast.